AUGUACUCUAGCGGGUCUCACAAAUCUAUAUUAUGCUUUCCAGAUCAUUUGCUUCAGUAUCUUUUUGAAUUCUUACCCCAAGAGACGAUAUUGAAUGUGAUACUAUCCAACAAACUCUUUCAUAGCCUCGGUUCAAAGAAACUUUAUAGAAAGAUUUAUCUUAGUGAUUCAAUAAUUGCAAAUACUUCGGAAUAUAAUGUUGGAAGACUUUGGUCGGUUCUCAAAGUCCUGAAGAAAUAUCGUGAUUAUUUGCGAGAUGAUCUCGUCAAAAAAACCAUUGAUAAUGUAUUUGAUAUUGGUGAUGUUAGGUACGGAGAGGAAGAAAUUUUACAGAUCUUAAAUGGUAAACUCCAAAGGUUGAUCAGUACCCUUGAGAAUUCAAAAUCUAACUAUAGAGAUUUCGUGCAAGAAAUAUGGAUCGAUCAAGAUUUAAACUAUGAGCUUCAAGAACAUUUAAUCAAGUACGUGAUGAACCACUCUAAUUCAAUAAGGUUGAUUCAUAGUGUUAUUGACAAGGACAUCAUGUAUAUUAUAAAUAAUGGCAAUCCACAAAUCAAAAAGAAUUUACAAAGUUUGGAAUUGUCCCCAGAACACUAUUUUCCAACCCAGAUUUCUACAGAAUACUUGAAGCUGUUGAAUGAUAUUAUGGUUAAUGCAAUUCAUGAUAAAAACCGACAGUUCAAAUCCCUUUCAUUAUUUGCUAAUCCCAUGGCAUUGUUGAAUUGUAUGAAUCUUGAAAAAGACUCUAGAAUCGAGGUAGAAUCUCUUACUUAUCAUGUUAGAAAUGAUCGUUUUCCCAACUCCAUACGGCAAGAAAAUGGUAUGAAAUUAGAAAAGUUAUCAGAUUUGAUUGAUCCAGAAUCUCUUAAAUCUCUCACCAUAACUUGUUGGAUGGUCGAAGAGAGUCAAGACGCAGCUGAUAAGACAUUUCUGGAUAAAAUUUGGUCAGGUUUUAAUAAUAUUGAAGAGGUGGCGUUUAUAUCGAUGAUUGUUGAUGAAAGAUUGAUAAUUGAUUUUAUAUCCCAGACUAAAAGUAAAUUACGAAGAUUCAGAUUCCAUUAUGCAUUGCCAAGGUAUCAUUUGGUCGAUAGCAACUCUCCGUUACUCAAUAGCUUGAAGAAAUAUCACGGUAACAGUAUUGAGUAUCUAGAUAUUAACUUCCAUGAUGAUGAUUAUGAAUUCUACUGGUAUAACAUUUUUGAAUCUAAAGUGGAAUUUAACAAUGCUGAAUUUGAUGAGUUUGGCGUGAAGAACACCGGGUGCUUUUGUGAUGAUUGUAUUUAUACGAAACAGAGUAUCAUAAAGGAGAAAUUAUUUAAAAAUAAACUAGAGGAAAUUGAGGAGCAGGAAUUUAGAGCUAAGAAUAUUGGAUCGAUAAUAUUUUCCAAAGGUCUAAUACCAUAUACUUUUUCCUUUGAUAAAUAUCCAUCUUUUAUAAAUGUUUUGAAAAUCGAGAAUUUCUUGAAAAGGUUUAACGCACUCCAUGAAGUGGAACUUGAUUUUCAAGAGUUUAAUCUAAUUUAUCAAACCCUUAUCCAUCAUAUGAGGCCAGCAGUGCAAUUUUUCAUAUCAAGUUUCCCCGAAUUGAAAAGAUUAGUUUUAAAUGAUAUCCCCUUUAUGAUUGUCGAAACGGAAAGUGAUGGAAAGAUUGGGAAAUCUGUUUUCUCAUUGAAGCUGAUGUAA
Saccharomycopsis crataegensis is the source of this 1683-nucleotide messenger RNA. Its product is annotated as SCF ubiquitin ligase complex subunit DAS1. Bases 1 to 1683 code for a protein of 560 amino acids. Lineage: Eukaryota; Fungi; Ascomycota; Saccharomycetes; Ascoideales; Saccharomycopsidaceae. The transcript has a single exon. The record is from RefSeq and is a predicted model, not a curated record.